This is a messenger RNA of Phycodurus eques (leafy seadragon), 2021 nucleotides long. Its product is annotated as grancalcin-like. NCBI's taxonomy places the organism in Eukaryota, Metazoa, Chordata, Actinopteri, Syngnathiformes, Syngnathidae. The record is from RefSeq and is a predicted model, not a curated record. Gene Ontology annotation, molecular function: calcium ion binding. The coding region runs from base 98 to 802 and encodes 234 amino acids. The transcript has 8 exons.
UGGCAAGUACUUACCGGAAGUAGAAAAGGGUGUCACUUGUGUUAUGCACGACUGAACACUUUUCAACUUGUGCUAAUUUUCUUUUUCAGUUACACAGAUGGCUUACCCGGGAUACGGUGGGUAUGGCAGCCCAAUGCCUCCCCAAGGAAUGCCUGGAGGACCAAUGGGGAGACCCGUACUUGGUCACAUGGGUGGACCAAUGCUUGGCCCAAUGGGAGGUGCACUGCCCCAGAGUGGUGGGUACUCCCCCUAUGGAGGAGGCUAUCAGGCAACGUAUGGCGCUCUGGCCCCAGCUGCCAAUGACCCGAUGUGGGGUUACUUCACAGCCAUUGCUGGCCAGGACGGUGAGGUGGAUGCAGUGGAGCUGCAGAGGUGUUUAACUCAAUCUGGCUUCACUGGAACCUACAGCCCAUUUAGCCUGGAGACAUGCAGAAUCAUGAUCGCGAUGCUCGAUAGAGACUUUACAGGUAAGAUGGGCUUCAAUGAGUUCAAGGAGCUGUUUGUGGCGCUGAACGGCUGGAAGCAGAACUUCAUAAUGUUUGACCGAGACAGGAGUGGUACCGUUGAGCCCCAUGAGAUGAACCAGGCAAUCAGCUCAAUGGGAUACCGCAUCAGUCCUCAGGCUCUGAACGCCGUCAUCAAGCGCUACAACAAAAGCGGCCGCAUCUACUUUGACGAUUACGUGGCCUGCUGCGUCAAGCUUCGUGCACUCACAGAUCAUUUUAAGAGGAGAGAUACCAUGCAGCAAGGUUCUGUACAUUUUGGCUACGAUGAUUUCAUCCUUUGCACUAUGUCCAUUUAAGUGCUGUUGGUGGGCGGAGCAACCAUGCCAAAAUCCUUUAGCGAGCCAAUCAGGCAUUGCCGCCGGACCAAUCACUGUACAGCAAAAGCAAUCGUGGCCAGUCGGGUCCCUGGAGGGUUAUAGGCGUGGGACCCUUUUGCUUGUAAAGCUUGCUAUAACAUUAAUGUAUUUGCUUAUAAAUGGAUAUAUACACAUACUAGUAUAAUUUAAAAAUGUGUCAAGCCAAAGGUAGAGUCAUAGUUUGGAAAAGAGAUUUGGUGACACCUGUGCCAUUUUUUUUUUGAGGUGGAGUGAAGAUCGUGCUGUCUUAUAACAACUUUAUAUAAAUCUAUUUUAAAUGUAUGCAAAGUAUCAAGUUGUAUUUUUGUAGCCCCCAAAAGAGACUGCACGUAACCGAGGCUGUAGUAGAUCAUAUUUUGUUACUCACAAAGCGUUUUAUAAAUCCUCUAUGCUUUGUGUUCACUGACUUUGUACAAUUGUGCAUUUCUCAAGUGUACUUAACAUUUUGUUCAAUUUCAUUAAAGAACACAGACAUUCGGAUUAGCUGUGGAAAAACGAUGCCUUGUAUUGCAUCCUGGCAAACAACAACAAACAUGCAUUAAAUGAAUUGUGACCAGCACUAGAUUUUAUAAUGUGCCAUUUAUAUGAUUCAGUACAGCAUUUUAUUUUUUAAAGAGUUUUGAAAAAUAAGUACCAGUUUCAGGUGAAGGCUGUUGGACGCCAAGCUAAGUUGUGAAUAUUGAAUGUUCUUUCUUUUCCGACUACACCGCUCUCAAAUAUUGAGGGACUUUGGGCUUUUGGGUCAAAGGUGUUUGAUUCACGAAUCAAUACAUUUCCUAGUUCAAUUACAAUUGUUUUUUGGAGAGACUGGAAGAGUCACAGAAAGCCAUAGAAAUGUUCGUGGCUCUAACUAGGGAUGGGUAAAAAUAUUGAUUCAUCGAUGCAUCACAAUAUUCCUCUCCCCAGUUCAAUAUGGAUUCAGGUAGUCCUCUUAAUCGAGCCACUAGAGAGCUCAAAACUCUACAUGUGCUCCACGCUCAGCAAUAAACAAAUGGAAGGUGGAGAUAUGAUAUUGUUAAAAUCAAUUAUUGCGAUGUUUAUCACAAUUUCCAAGAGGUAAUGGAUAUGAAUCAACUUUACAUUUUUUCCAGUGCUCAUACAGACCUGUCAUGUUUUUUUUUCUCCUUUACUUUUGUACUCCAUAAACACAAAUAAGUUA